Phytophthora infestans T30-4 is the source of this 1700-nucleotide messenger RNA. RefSeq names its product berberine-like protein. The coding region runs from base 49 to 1575 and encodes 508 amino acids. The transcript has a single exon. The record is from RefSeq and is a predicted model, not a curated record. Lineage: Eukaryota; Oomycota; Peronosporomycetes; Peronosporales; Peronosporaceae. Gene Ontology annotation, molecular function: oxidoreductase activity; FAD binding.
CAGCACUCAAGUCGUCAACCUCGCUCGACCGCAAGCACAAGGCAACUCAUGGUUACUUCGGUCUCCGGCGCCACUCGGGCGAUUUUUGCUCUAUGCUCCGUAAUCGCUGCCAACGGCGGCUUUGCCGCUGGUGCCGGUGCUCAGGCCGACGUCGGUUCUUGCUUGACUAAGGCUGGCAUCCAGAACUCGGUCCCCACCACCACGACUUGGACGAUGGAUAUUCAACCGUGGAACUCGCGUGUGAACCCCAUGCCUAACGCUGUCGCCUUCCCCAAGACGGAGCAGGAGGUGACGGCUGCGCUGAAGUGCGCCGCUAGUGCUGGCGUUAAGGUGACCACGCUGGGUGGCAACCGCUCGUUCUCCAGCAUGGGUUUUGGCCGUAACGAUGGAGCUCUUGUCAUUAACCUGAAAGCUCUUAAGCACCUUAAGUACGACGCGUCUACGAAGUUGCUGUCCUACGGUGGCCCCGUCAUGAUCUCGGAAGCCGCAAACUUCAUGUGGAACAAGUACAAGCGCACUCUUCCCCACGGCCGUUGCCCCGAUGUCGGCAUGACCGGUGUGGCUGCUUCGGGUUUCGGCACCCUUUCACGUGCUAGUGGUACUGUGCUCGACAACAUUGAGUCGGUCCGUGUGGCUCUUGCCAACGGUUCCAUCGUGAAUGCCGAUGCUAAUCACAACUCGCAUGUCUACUGGGGUGUGCGUGGUGCUGCCAGCUCGAUGGGUGUGGUACUGGACUUUAAGAUCAAGACCCUUGAGCCCCCUUCGGAGCGUGUGACGAAUUACACUAUCGCUUUCAACUCAAGCUACAAGCCCACUCAGCAGGACAACGUGGAUGCCCUUAUUGGUACGCAGACAUGGGCCCUCAGCAAGGAUAACAACGACCUGGUGUCUAUCCGCUUCAGCCUCAAGACCAAGUCCGCACUGCAGGGUUUCUUCUACGGAGGUGGCGCCAAGGCUAAGGCCGUGCUGGGCUCGCUCAUGAAGAACCUACCCGCUUCCAUGGUCCUGACCACGAGCGAAAACGACUUCUGGACGUCCGAGGACAUUUCGACCCCCGGCCUUCAAAAGGAGACUCUGACUCCCCGUCGUUUCUUCUACAUCGCAUCGGUGACCAUUCCUCGCUCGACUCCGCUUGACAACGCCACCGCCUGGGAGCUGUUUUCCGGUACAGCCUUCGCUCCCAAGCUUCCGGACGCGUCAGCCUCCGGCUUCGUGGACAUCUGGGGUGGUGCGUACGCCAAGACAGUCAAGGCUGACGCUUCGGCCUGGAAACACGACGACAACCUGCACUUGGUUCGUUGGGACAUGCGUACGGCUACGUUCGACGUGAAAUUUGCCGACAGCUCGAUUGCCACGAUGCGCAAGGGCUUCUACAGCUUCGUGGAUGCUUACAAGGCUUCGGGCGGUGUGCCCGGCGGAUUCACGACCUACCGUGACGAGAAGUGGACGGUGCCGGAGAUGGCCGAAUACCUGUACGGCGGUGGUAACUUCAAGAAGCUGCAGCAGAUCAAGACGGAGGUCGACCCGAACGAAAUGUUCAACACGGACCCUCAGGCCAUCCCCGUUUUGGCUUAGACGAUCGUGUACAUCGAUCGAUUAAAUUGGUGCUUCUAUUCAGAAGAUUUGUCUCUAGUGCUACAGUAGUAGAAGAACACUGUGAAUGUAACCACCACCCUCGAGGCUUUUGAGGCUUAGAAAAA